AUGUAUAUAAACAACACUCAGUUCCUUAGACGGUAUAUAAGAUCUACGAACUUUGCGCGUACACAUAUUUGCAUGAAUACAUACGAUAAGGAAAAAGGUUUUGUACCCAACUCAAGCACCGACGACAACAGAGAUGACGAUGGCUACCAGAGCAACAACAGCUGCAGCGCCAAUAACAAAAACAACAACAAAAACAACAACAACAACAACAACAACAACCACAACAACAACAACGGUUGCGACAACAGUGACUACUCCGGAAACCAGGACGACGACGACGCCGACGACGUCAGAACCAGCGACAACACGAAAAUGCAGAUAUGCGUUUUUGACACCCGAAAAAAAAAGAAUUUAAACGACCCCUUUCAUCAGUAA
Messenger RNA from Enterobius vermicularis (human pinworm), 375 nucleotides. Lineage: Eukaryota; Metazoa; Nematoda; Chromadorea; Rhabditida; Oxyuridae. The record is from the annotation of a GenBank genome assembly.